AUGUGGCUGAGGCUGGUUCAGUCGGCGAGAGACAGAGAUGAACAGAACCUAGAGGCCUAUGUGAAGAACGGCCAGCUUUUCUACAGGUCACUGAGGAGAAUAGAGAAAGAUGAAGAGCUGCUGGUGUGGUAUGGCAAGGAUCUCAUUGAGCUGCUGCUCCUGAGCUCCGGCAGAAAUCAAGCCAAAAGUAAAGACUGCAGCCAGCGUUUCCAGUUUGAGUUUCCCUUUUUGGCUCAUCUAAGAUUCCGCUGUACUAAGAGACUACAAAGCAUGGCCAGCCCAGAGGAGGAGGCCACUGAUGCCAGUGACCAGGCUAGUCUACCUCCUGCCAGGUCCAGUCCCAAACUGGGCCGAUCUGAUGGCUUCUCCAAUCCACAGGAAGGAAAGCCAUCCACAGACUUCCAUAAUCUAGCCAGGGAUUUGGAGAAUAACAGAACCAGUCCGCCAAGCGACAAAGAGGCCGAAAUCCUGAGUGAGAACUCUGGAAAGCGCAGGUUUUCUGACAUGGAGGACAGCAGGAACAGUGGAUUAUCUCAGCCUCCCAAGUCCAAAGAGGAGUUGGCCAACUCGGCGCAGCAGUACCGUGGAGCAUACGGUCUGGAUGAGAGCAGGCGGGCUUUCUCGCCCUCUGUUUCAGAGUCGACGGAAACCAAGAGGAGUGCCUUCACAGAGGUCAAGAAGUCACCUCAGAGCUUGAAGCACAGCGGUAAAAACUCCAGCUCCAACUCGGAGAACAAGGAGGCUGGCCGGUCCAGCAGCAAUCCGGCUGAAAAGCACCUCAACAUCAGACAGGUUCUCAGCGAGACUCAGCCCCCACAGUCCCGAAUGGAGACCUCGUCAAUUGGCAGCGCUUUCACUUCGGUGCCCCAGCAGGGUGGUGUAGGCUCAGAGAGAAAGAGUGCCUUUAGCCAGCCGUCUCGCACCUUCUCGCAGCUAUCACCUCUUGUCAUGGCACCCAAGCUUCUGCCGGCAGUAGACUGCCAUCCUGCGGUGGGCGACACCGUCUCUUCCAAUAGACUCUACCAGGCAGACCACCUCGCCGCAAAGCUCCAAGGCUCAGAACUAGGCAGCAACUGUCCUGUGCCGGGUGGCAUUGCAAAACAGAACCCUUUCCUAUACGCCACAGCCUACUGGCCCAAGACCUCAGGCCCCAUCCAGCUGCAAAUGCCCUCUGCUCUCACGCUUCUGCCCCCUUCGUUUACUUCACUUUGUCUGCCUGCCCAGAACUGGUGUGCCAAAUGCAACGCCUCCUUCCGCAUGACCUCUGACCUGGUCUACCACAUGCGCUCGCACCACAAAAAGGAGUAUGCCAUGGAACCUCUUGUUAAAAGAAGGAGAGAAGAAAAGUUAAAGUGUCCAAUCU
Sinocyclocheilus grahami is the source of this 1363-nucleotide messenger RNA. Its product is annotated as PR domain zinc finger protein 8-like. The transcript is spliced from 2 exons. The record is from RefSeq and is a predicted model, not a curated record. Gene Ontology annotation, biological process: oligodendrocyte development; regulation of DNA-templated transcription. Gene Ontology annotation, cellular component: nucleus. The annotation marks the transcript as partial. Lineage: Eukaryota; Metazoa; Chordata; Actinopteri; Cypriniformes; Cyprinidae. Gene Ontology annotation, molecular function: protein binding.